This is a messenger RNA of Nycticebus coucang (slow loris), 3455 nucleotides long. RefSeq names its product zinc finger protein 77-like. The transcript has 3 exons. The record is from RefSeq and is a predicted model, not a curated record. Gene Ontology annotation, biological process: regulation of transcription by RNA polymerase II. Lineage: Eukaryota; Metazoa; Chordata; Mammalia; Primates; Lorisidae. Gene Ontology annotation, molecular function: RNA polymerase II cis-regulatory region sequence-specific DNA binding; DNA-binding transcription activator activity, RNA polymerase II-specific. Gene Ontology annotation, cellular component: nucleus. The coding region runs from base 717 to 2375 and encodes 552 amino acids.
CAUGUUAACAUUCUCUAAGGAAAUCUGAAAAAUGGGCCUAAAAGAGUUUUUCUUCCAGUGUCAAAUGUACACGAGCACUUCAAAUAACACAUCUCAUGUCAAGCGGCGUCCUGUUCCCGGGGCAGCGGUUUCCAGCCACUAGAGUCGGCGACUUAGGCUGGGCGGGGCUUCUGCAGAGACAGCUGUCAGCCCUCUGCUUGAAGCUGAUGAAGUGACGUCCUGCUCCAGGGUCUAGUCUGAGGCUCUGAGCUCGUGGACUUCGCAGCCCAUUCCCGCCUGACCCCGCAGGACCCCAGUCCGUCCCCUCCCGCCCUGGCCCCUCCUGCCCCGGACAAGGGUCGCUGGGUGAGGAAACUGAGUCUGGAGCCUCCAUUCGCAUUUGGGAGGAGGCUGCCAGAGGGGCCGCCGACUGCGGGAAGGGCUGGUGUCCAUAUCAAGUUCCCCCAGAUGCUAAGGCCUCUGCCUGCGGGAAUCAGCCACCGGUGAUCACGAGAUGCCUGUCACUCAGGCUGCUGGGGGCGGGUCCUAGAGAACUAUCCAGUCAUCCAAUCAGGGACUGUGCUUGGAGAAAAAUCAAACAGGAGGAGUGGGCUGGGGCCCAGAGAACUAUCUAUCCUUCCCAAUCAAGGAAACCUCAGGUACAGGGACACUGAAGUCUGUAGCACCAUCCAAUCAGGGUGCCGCAGCCACUAACUCGGUCCAAUCAGUUUCCGACAAUGGGCUGUUGCUGCCCUCCCGGGCUGGGCGUCCCCUCCUUCCGCGAGCAGUCCAGUGGCCAGUUCCUAGCGUGCUCACCAGCACCUGUCGCGGGCCGUGGGGAGCUUGACCCAGAUAACCCAGGAGUUGGGCCAGGAAAUGAUUUUUGGAUUUACGUUAGAACCAAUGGAUCAUGUCCUCAGCGGGAUAUUUUGGGGAACGAAGUAUUCAAUGGUGAGAAAAUUGUACAAUUCACAAGAAAUGAUUCCUUGUUUCUUUCUGGAGAAAACUGGAGGUUUUAUAACAUUGAGGAUCAGCACCCAAUCCCACAGAGCCGUUUGAGAAGCCAGUUGGUGAAGAGUCUCUAUGAAAGUAGUGAAAGUCAUCAAUGUGGAGAAACCUUGAGCCAGAUUGAAAACCUUAUUGUGCUCAAGAGUUAUCCUACAGAAGUUAGGGCUAAUGAUUGUAGUAAGUGCAGCAAAGUCUUCAAGAAUCAGCAAAAGUCUCACACUGGACAGAGACCUUAUUACUGUGAGGAAUGUGGGCAAGCCUGCAGUUGUCUCUUGUGCCAAAAUCCUCAUGUAGAAACCCCCAUUGUACAGAAACUCUAUAAAUUUCAGGACUCUGGGAGAGCAUCUAAGAAACAUGUUAAAAAUCUCAGCAGUAAAAUAUCUCUUGAAUGUAAGAAAUGUGGAAAAGUUUUCACUUGUCCCUCUUCUUUUAGGGGACAUGUGAAAGGUCAUUGUGGACAGAAAACACAUGCAUGUAAAGUAUGUGGGAAAACCUUCAUGUAUCACUCCUACCUUACACGACACAUAAGAACUCACACUGGAGAGAAACCCUAUGAAUGUAAGGAAUGUGGGAAAGCCUUCAGUUGUCCCUCAUACUUUCGAGAACAUGUUAGAACACACACUGGAGAGAAACCAUAUGAAUGUAAGCACUGUGGAAAAACAUUCGGUUGUUAUUCAUCUUUUAGAGAUCAUGUCAGAACACACACUGGAGAGAAACCCUGUCAAUGUAAACAUUGUGGAAAAGCCUUCACUUGUUACUCAUCUCUUCGAGAACAUGGGAGAACACAUAGUGGAGAAAAAAGCUAUGAAUGUAGCCAGUGUGGCAAAGCUUUCAGGUAUCCAUCAUCCCUGCGAGCACAUGUGAGAAUGCACACUGGAGAGAAGCCUUACACGUGUAAGCAGUGUGGAAAAGCCUUUGGUUGUCCCACUUACUUUAGAAGACAUGUGAAAACGCACAGUGGUGUGAAACCCUAUGAAUGUAAGGAGUGUGGGAAAGCCUAUAGUUUUUCUUCAUCCCUUCGAAUACAUGUGAGAACACACACUGGAGAGAAACCCUUUGAAUGUAAGCAAUGUGGGAAAGCCUUCAGUUGUCAGUCCUCCCUUCGAGAACAUGUGAGAACACAUAGUGGAGAGAAACCUUAUGAAUGUAAACAAUGUGGGAAAGCCUUCAGCCAUUCUCAGUAUUUUCAAAAACAUGUGAAGUCACACAGUGGAGUAAAACCCUAUGAAUGUACUGAAUGUGGGAAAGCCUACAGUUGUUCCUCAUCUCUUCAAGUGCAUGUGAGAAUGCACACUGGUGAGAGACCAUAUGAAUGCAAGCAGUGUGGGAAAACCUUCAGUUAUCUUACAACCCUUCAAGCACAUAUGAGAACACAUGCUGGAGAAUAAAACCACAAUAAAUAUUUGAAAGUGUUCAUUUAACCUUAAAACCUUAUUGUUAGUGCAAAAAAAAAAAAACUACAUUGGUAAGAAACUUUAUGUAUGUAGAGAAUGUGAGAAGACUUUCUGAUAUAGCAUUUAUCUUGCACAAGUAAACUCAGAAUAUGGGAGCAAUCUCUUGAAUAUUGUCAUCAUUGCUUUCUAAGUGUCUCAGCCUUAAUAGUAAUUCCUAGGGUAUUAAUUUCUAAUUCAUGUUUAGACAUAAACAGACAAUAUCCUGUUUUGUACCUUUUCAGCUAUAUAGGACUUUUAAACAAUUGUGUGGUUAUUAAAAACCUUUCUCAUUUCCAUUACAAUGUCUUUUGGACCUAGAGAUAAUUAGGUGGGUUUUUAUUUUCAUGUACAGCUUGACAUGGUUUUAUUUACUUAUCUAUUUAUCUACCCACCUACCUGCCUAUUUAUUUAUUUAUUUAGAGACAGAUCUCUGUUGCCCUGAGUUGAGUGCCAUGGCAUUAUCAUAGCUCAUAGAAAUCUCAAACCGUUGCACUCAAUCGAUCCUCCUGCCUCACCUUCCCAGAGUGCUAGGAUUACAGGCAUGAACUGCCUCUCCCAGCUUUAGACUGUUGUUCUUUAUCUGGUAUCACAGUUGUGUCACCUAUUACCUAUUUCAUCAUAUAAAAAAGGUCUUUAGAGGACAAAAAACUUCAAAUUCAUUUUGUGUAUGUGAAAAUUUUCAUCCAGCUAGACAAUGCAAGUGGUUGGACAAAAUUUUGUAAUGCAGGAGUCAACAUCUUAUCUUUUUUUGGCCACAGUAAUCAAAACUUAUCCAAAUAUAAUUAUUUAUCAAGUCUUAUCCAUGAUGUCUUGAAAUGAAUACAUGAAAGAACCUAGUUCUUUGAACUCUGUGAAAGCCAUUGUAGACCAAUUUCCAUAAUUCAUCUCAGUGCUGUAGCAUGACCACCUCAUAUGAUUGGUAACACAGUCCCUUUUCACAGAUGAGAAACUGAGGCUAAGAGGAGUAUCACAAGUAAUGGUGGUUUUUGCAUUGUUGAAAUUUGCUGUUUGAUACUGACAUACAUUCUUAAAUAA